Beauveria bassiana ARSEF 2860 is the source of this 2166-nucleotide messenger RNA. RefSeq names its product Putative Zn(II)2Cys6 transcription factor. The coding region runs from base 1 to 2166 and encodes 721 amino acids. The transcript is spliced from 3 exons. Gene Ontology annotation, molecular function: zinc ion binding; DNA-binding transcription factor activity, RNA polymerase II-specific; DNA binding. Lineage: Eukaryota; Fungi; Ascomycota; Sordariomycetes; Hypocreales; Cordycipitaceae. Gene Ontology annotation, biological process: DNA-templated transcription; regulation of DNA-templated transcription. The record is from RefSeq and is a predicted model, not a curated record.
AUGGAUUCGGUCCAGUCCACUGGUCAUCAGCCACGUCGCACACGCCAGAAUCCGGUAUCGUGUCGUUUGUGCCGGCUGAAGAAACUGAAAUGCAACCGCCAACACCCUUGUUCCAACUGCUCUACCCGUGGCGUUGCCUGUGAAUAUAUCGCACGAAUCCCUGGCCCAACGUCCACGGGCGGCACGGAUCAAAGACAAGCUUUACCCGCCGCUGCUGAAGGCGCGGGUUUCCAAGCUCGCCUUGAAAGGCUUGAAGAGGCAGUAUUCAGCAGGCAUGAUGAUACACCCUCUGUAUCUUCUGCAACGGCACCAUCUAUUCGUCGGUCAUUGGCUACCACGGCUAUACCAGGUUUCGCUUUCAACGAGGAGCAUGAAGUGACAUCGAGAUGGCUUGAAGGCAUUGGCACCCUUGAAAACCCGAUAUUCAGAACUCACGUAGCCAAUGUACCAUUCAAAGCUGGACCUAUAAGCCAGCUACUGAAGAAUGUGUCAGCGUCGCGGAAUGAGGCAGCACCAGCUUGCCCCCCCAGAGUUCAGCUACCUACCAGAGAAGAGGCGAUACACUUAUCCCAGUACUUUAUCGACAACGUCCAGUACCUCCAUCCCGUCUUCCAGCCUCAUUCCCUGCAGCGCGUGAUAGACGCUGUGUAUAUGCACCCUGAUACACCGAUUCAGAGCAAUGUGGCAGAUAUCGCGCUGCUUCUCAGCAUACUUGCUAGUGCCAGCCAUCUGUGGAGACCACAGAGAAGCAAAUGCUUGGUCUUCUUGUCUGCGAAAGAAGCUGCUGCCAUGUCCUUGAUCUGGACCAAUGCAGCAAUGGAUAUUCUCGAGUACUCGAAGAGAACUAUUGCUGCAUCUGUUGAAGGUCUUCAGGCCACAAUCGUGAUAUCCUACGUUAUCUACAAUUCCCAAGGGUUCUCACCCAUGUUCCGCUCACUUCAUAGCACCAUUAUCAUGAUAGCCCGGGAUCUUUCAUUACACAGGACUGAUAGUCCCCGAAGGAGCGGAGAAAAAGAUCAACCGCCAAGUCAGAUUGAAGCCGACGUGAAGAGAAGGUUAUGGUGGCACAUUGCUGCCACAGACUGGUUACUGGCAUUCACGCCUGGUCCACAGGAGGGCACUUAUACCAUUCAGCUGUCACAGAUGCAUGUAAAUCAGCCAGAUUAUCUCGAAAGCUGUGAUAAUGACGCUGGAAAUGUUUCACCGUCUACCUCCUAUUUCAUCCAGCGUGUUCGGCUAGCAGAGAUCUGCCGCGCAGUGGUUGACUCCCUCCCCCCCCUUGAAAUGAUUGAGAAUGCAAACUACGAGCAAGUUGUCCUCUUGGACGGCAAAUUUGAAGACUUGAUCACAAGUCUGCCGGCUUUUUUCCGGCUCGACCAAGGGAGCGAACUCUUGUACACCGCGCCCCAACUCACCCUUCAGUGUUGUCUGAUUCACCUUGGGAUCCAUACCAGACGCAGCAGGCUUCACCAGCCAUUUGUGGUAGCUGGUUUCGCCGAUACCAAAUAUACCUUUUCCAGAAAUGCCUGCCUCAACUCCUCCCGCGCGGUUCUGCAGAUUUGCUACAAGUUAGAGGAAAAGAAGGAUGACCUAGAGUUGAUCCCCGCCAGGUUUGCAACCGUGGUUCACCACGUUUUUAUGGCUGCUGUUGUGUUGGUGAUGGACCUAUGCUCUAACAAAGUUGAAGGGCUCGAGGAACAGCGGCAGGCUGAAGUUACCCGAGCAUGCAGAAUGCUCGACAGCUUGAAACAAGACUCGGCCAUGGCCGCAAAACUGGCUCACCCUCUCAUGGAAAUCCUGCAGAAACACAAACAAAGGCUACAACAAAGCCAGUCAUCGGCUAUGCCUCUCCCCGUGGUAUUACCACAUGCUGACAACAGAACCAAUCAAGUAUCUUUGGAUCCGUCCAACGAUUUCCAUGGGCCUUUGUCUAAUCAUAUCGGCCAAUAUGCAUCAUCAACGACUGCCAGUGGCGCUGAUCACCAGCCAGCAGUCCAAACAGAACAUCAACAACAACCAUGUGCCAACGACCGGGAAUUCGAUGCCAUGAUGCAGCAAUACAUUGAUCUAAGCCAAUUCAUUGAUGGGCCUUCCUGGGGUUCUCUGUUCGAUGAUCUAGAUUCUCACCAUAUGACAGAUGCCGCCGGCGCUACUUUCUCUGGCUAA